Mobula hypostoma (lesser devil ray) is the source of this 4051-nucleotide messenger RNA. It is a transcript of the gene fahd1, whose product is annotated as fumarylacetoacetate hydrolase domain containing 1. Gene Ontology annotation, molecular function: acetylpyruvate hydrolase activity. The coding region runs from base 205 to 864 and encodes 219 amino acids. The record is from RefSeq and is a predicted model, not a curated record. The transcript has a single exon. Lineage: Eukaryota; Metazoa; Chordata; Chondrichthyes; Myliobatiformes; Myliobatidae. Gene Ontology annotation, cellular component: mitochondrion.
CUGCAAAUUAAAAAUAUAUGUAUUGAUAUUUUUAAAAAUAUAUUUUAAAAAGGUGUAACGUGUUUACACACAUUUGGGAUUUUGGGAAAAUGCAAACGAUUGUAAAGGCGUUCAGGGUGCCAGCAGGAAAUUAACCCCUCCGUGAACGGGGCCCCAGGCUCCGUCAGUCACUGCCGGCUUCCGCCAUUCCCGAGCGACGGUAGGAUGGCUUCCAUGCACCUGAACCGCUUCUGGGAGUGGGGGAGAAAGAUCGUCUGUGUGGGGAGGAACUACGCUGAUCACGCCAAAGAGCUGAAGAAUCCGGUGCCCACUGGUGAGCCGCUGCUUUUCGUCAAACCGCCUAGUGCCUAUGUGAGGGAGGGCUCGCCACUUCGUCUUCCCUACUAUUGUCAUAAUCUUCACCACGAAGUUGAACUAGGGGUGGUGCUGGCCAAGGGGGGCAGAGAGAUCCCGCAAGCAGAUGCCAUGGACUACGUGGGGGGCUAUGCCCUGUGCCUGGACAUGACGGCCAGGGAUGUUCAGGACGAGUGCAAGAGGAAGGGCCAUCCCUGGACACUAGCCAAAGCUUUUGACUGUUCUUGUCCCGUCAGCGAUUUCAUUCCCAAGGAAAAAGUCCCCGAGCCGCAUCACCUGACACUCUGGCUAAAGGUUAACGGCCAGCUGAGGCAGCAAGGGCACACUUCGCAGAUGAUAUUCCCCAUUCCCUUUCUCAUUCAUUACAUCAGCGGGAUUAUUACGAUGGAAAAGGGCGAUCUUAUUCUCACCGGCACACCUGCAGGAGUCUCUGCCGUGAAGGAACACGAUGAAUUGCAAGCUGGGAUUGACGACCUUAUUACCAUGAAGUUCAAAGUGGAAAGGCGUUAAUUUUACAUCAAGUACAUUUACGUGAACGUGUCAUGAGCAGGCCAGAAACACACUGCAUUUUUGAGUACAAUAUUGCAGCGUGCAAAAGCGUCUGCUGCAUACUGAAUAAAAUACAAUAGCAGCCCCAUUGGCUGAACUUAAAUUUUAUACUCUAACCAACUGAAUCAGCAAUUGAUCCAAAUAAUUGUAGCAUUUGAAACUGUCCAAAACUAAAAUAAAUGGUUCAGUGUCAGUAUUUUGAUGAAUACUAAUCUGGCACAACUUCAUGUCUACCAGAUACGUUAUUUACUAAAUUUUGGCCUAGAAAUUCUGUGCAAUGAGCGUUGUAAUGACCAUUUUGGACGUUGCAGCAAUUACUGCAUGAAUGUCCUGCCCAGUCUGAGUGGGGCUCGUAGGGGUGAAAGAGCAGACAGUUAUGAGUGAGGAGUGGAAUCAGUUUUAGAGCAAGGUCUCUUCGAGAGACAUGGGGUAACCUAACUAAGAUUGUGUAUAAGGCAACGGAUUUGCUGAUUUUGACUAUCAGGUGUGUAUGCAAAAUCGGCAUCUCUAACAUUGGUUUUGUCUAAUUAGAGAUUAGAGCCUAAACUAAAGGCUUGGCUAAAUUUUAUCUCUUCAUUUAGGAAAUAUAGAAAUUACAGCUGAAUCAAAAUCAGGUUUAAUAUCACUGGCAUAUGUCGUGAAAUUUGUUAACUUAGCAGCAGCAAUACAAUUCAAUACAUGAUAAUACGGGAAAAAAUAAGUAAAUCAAUUACAGCAAGCAUAUGUAUAUUAAAUUAAAAAUAGUUCAAAUACAGAUAUAAUUAAAAAAGAGGUCAUGUUCAUCGGUUCAAUAUCCAAUGGCAGAGUGGAAGAAGCUGUUUCUGAAUUGCUGAGUAUGUGUCUUCAGGCUUUUGUACCUCCUUCCUUACAGUAACAAUGAGAAAAGGGCAUGUCCUGGGUGAUGGCUUUAUUAAUGGACACCGCCUUUCUGAGGCACCACUCCUUAAAGAUGUCUUGACAUCCAGGAGCUUGAAAUUGCACAGUAUGAUCCCACUAUGAGGAUUGGUUCAUGUUCCCUUAUCCUACCCUUUCUAAAGCCUCACUUCUUUGGAUUUACUGACAUUGAGUGCAAGGUUGUUGCUGUGACACCACUCAACUAGUUGGUAUAUCUCGCUCCUGUACGCCCUGUCGCCUCCAUCUGAGAUUCCGCUAACGAUGGAUGUAUCAUCAGCACAUUUAUAGAUGGCAUUUGAGCUGUGCCUAGUCACACAGUCAUGGGUAUAGACAGAGUAGAGCAGUGGGCUAAGCACAAAUUCCUGAGGAGUGCCAGUGAUGAUUGUUGGUAAGGAGGAGCUACUAUUACCAAUCCGGACAGAUUGUGGUCUUCCACUUAGGAAGUUAAGGAUGCAAUUGCAGAGGUGGGUACAGAGACCCGGGUUCUGUAGCUUUUUGAUCAGGACAGUAGGAAUGAUGAUGUUAAACAUUGAGCUGAAAUUUCUACAUUUCUUAGAUAUAGAGAUAAAAACAGUUAAAGCCUUCACUGCUAAAAGUCUUAAUGCUAUUCUCCAUGAUAUUUAUAACUGGUUCCAUAAAUUGGCCUUUGCUGAAAAUGUGUGAAAUGAUAUGAGAGACCUAAAUUUUCUAACACUGAAUCCAGUGCUAACAAUUGGAAAGAAAAAUCAACAUAGUAACAAUAUAAAUUAAUACAAACCACAGCAUUAUUCAUUAAAGAAACUAUUUUUUCUUCUUUUUAAAAUACUUCUAAUUCCAUCCAAAAAUUAGACUACAGGCAGAACACACAUAUUUAAUCGCCUUGUUUCAGUCCUAGCAUUCUGUUAUAAUUAUAUUUCAAUUCUGUACAAUUUUAUAAUGAAAAUUCCAAUGCACGUAUGUCACACUAUAUUCUAAGAUCAACGGUGGUAUUGAAAACUUUACCACUAGGUUUUAGGAUAAAUUAAAAUGUGUUACUGAAACCGAUUCCAUUAUAAAUACAGGAAUUUAAAAUUAAAUAUCUAGCAGGAAAUAUGUGUGGCAAAAGAUCUUUAAUAUAUUUCAGAAAAAAAUGCUCUGAAAAAUUUCAAAGCUAUUUGCAAAAUAAAUAUCUACAUUGGAAAUAACAUUUACCUUUGUCAACCUUGUUGAGAAACUGCCAAGGAUAAUGAAACUUCAAAAUAAACCAUUAAAUUGGGAUUUAAUAGAAGCUAUCAGAUGCCAACUUCAUGCCACGCUGCUCGGAUACAUAGGAAGUCUGCACUAUUCCUUGGAGAGUGACAUUUAAUGGGGAGAAGCUGGGAAAAUAGGUUUGCAUUGGGCUAGAUAUCUAUUGCUCUACAAAACCCAUUAUAAUAGUACAGAAGACAACCUUUUAGGAAAAAAAUUACACUGCUUACCUUUAAAGUUUUGGUAAUCAAAUUUUCCAAGUCAAUUUUAAAGUUAAAUUUUUUUAUUGUUUUUUAAGAUAUUUAAGACUGGUUUACAUGAGUGAAAAUAACAUGGUAACAAAUGCACUUUUGAGAAGAACAGAGUAUUCAAAUAUUUGAAGCAAGUAGCAUUACUAAGAUAUGUCCCAGAGUGUUUAUAGCCAUAUUCAUAGCACAAUUAAAAUAGAUUGACAAACAGAAAAAUACUGUGAGAAUUUUCACUUACUGACUACUUCAAGAUAAACUGCCAAAUUCCAAGUUGUAAAUGUAAAUCUUUAAGAUGUUGUGAUUAUUGUGACAUCACAAGAAUUUAAUUAUCACAAACAUUUUAAAAUAACUGUCAUCAAUAUCUAUAUAGUGACUUCUAAAAGAUCAGUACCAACUCAGCAAUAUCUAAUGAGAAAUUUUGUGUUAAUAGUGAUAAAGACCAAUCAGAUUUUAUGAUAUCUUCAAUCAUACUGAAUGAGUGUGAAAAGUACAAAGAAAUUGGAUAAUUCAAGGAGGACCAACUAAGCUCUAAGAAUUAACAGUAAACUUAAUUUAACUCUUUAAACAACAUUUUCUUGUGGAAAAUGUGAACUUAGGAAAGUGCGACCAUAGGUUUCAGUAUUACAUGUCAUUCCCUUGCCAGUAAACUGAUUUGUCAGACGACUUCACACAUAUUUGAAAUAUGAAGUUUGAUAACUUUCAUCUAAAUCAAAGUAAUAGUAAGUACAAUACCUAUUUAUAUAAACUGCAUCAGAAUUUUUAUUUAAGGUUUUGGAGACUAUUCUUGCUAGGAGGCAAAU